Molecule: messenger RNA, 807 nt
Organism: Rotaria sp. Silwood2
Lineage: Eukaryota; Metazoa; Rotifera; Eurotatoria; Philodinida; Philodinidae
Source: the annotation of a GenBank genome assembly
AUGAGUGUCCCAUCGAUUGAAACUGAUAAUAGAUCAUCAAUUAUAAUCGAUGAUAAUAUGAGUGUUAUGGUACAUGAUCUAUCUGAUACAACAGUUACUAGUCAUACAAGUGCUUCAUGGCAUUCAGUUGUAUCUGAUAUACAUAUAAAUAAUAAUCUAUUGAUUCGUUCACAUUCAAUAAAUACUUGGUUAAAGAUUUGUUUAAUUGAACCUGAUAUUCGAUUAACAACCGCUCAAGAAUGGAAAUUACGUACUUGUAUGAGACGUUUACUUUCUAUAUGUAAUCUUCCUCUGAAAAUUUCUUGUAUAAAAAUAAAAGAAUUUAUUAUAAUAUCGAAUGAAAAUGAAUCAAUACCAUUUAUUGAUCAGAAAGAACAAUCAUUGCCAAUGGUUGAUUCUUCAUUGACAACAUUAAUCACUCAUCCAUGUCUACAUCAAGGUCAAACAUUUUCUAAUCAGUUAGAACAAUUAGGUUUAUACUUACGUAUUUUAUCACUUGUGGACGCAAAUAAUGGAUUAUUAGAAGUUAAAUUAUUUGAAUUUUAUUCGAAAAAAUUACAAAAUUCAACAAUUAUUCAUAUUCCACUUAUUAAAUCACCAAAAUUUGUAUUUCAUAUUUCAUUAAAUAUACUUAAAUUAAGUUUAAGAAGUAAGAAUUCAUUACUUGAAUUACAAUUUUCAACAAGAGAAAAUGAAUCAAUCCGAGGAAAUUAUUAUAAAUGGAAUGAAAUAAAUAAUGAACAUAUUAAAUUUAAUAUUAAUGUUGACAUCGAUCAUAGUCUAAUCAAUCAAUUUAGUAUUGUAUAA